Pteropus alecto (black flying fox) is the source of this 1710-nucleotide messenger RNA. RefSeq names its product proline rich and Gla domain 2 (gene PRRG2). The transcript is spliced from 7 exons. Lineage: Eukaryota; Metazoa; Chordata; Mammalia; Chiroptera; Pteropodidae. The coding region runs from base 506 to 1108 and encodes 200 amino acids. Gene Ontology annotation, cellular component: extracellular region. The record is from RefSeq and is a predicted model, not a curated record. Gene Ontology annotation, molecular function: calcium ion binding.
UGCGGCAUAUCUGCCUUCCCGCAGGGACGAAGGCAUAUAGUUCCCGCCAGUUUGUAGAUAGCUAGACAUCUGGUGACCUAGACGUUUGUUUUCCUAGCUCAGCUGGGCGAUCUCCCGUUGGGGAAACGCGAGGAGGCGCAUAUCCAAUCUCCUAAGUGCCCCACGGUGUCGGAGACCCUGGCCUCCCUAUGGGGCUCUGGACGGGCCCUUCAUCAUAAGGUCCCUUUAAAUACUCUGUCCCUUACCUGAGUCCCGCCCAGGACAGGUAGUCGCAAACCCCACCCCUCUGCCAGGAACCGGGAUCAGGCCGAUUAUAGGGAGCGCGGGAGCGGAGUGGGAAACCCAUCCCUCCCCUCCCCUCUUGCCUGCCCCCUUUCACAGCUGUCCUGGCCGCAGCUGGCCUCGGAGGCCCUGCUUAAGGAGGAGGGGGCAGUGCUCACACAUCUGAACAGGGGCUGAGGCACCUGUCAUCUCUAUCACACCUGGUUCCAGGUGUCCACAAACUAUGAGGAGCCACCCCUCUCUGCUGCUGCUAUACCUGGGGUUGACCACCUGCCUGGACACCUCGCCCAGUGGAGAGCAAGACCAAGAAGUCUUCCUGGACGCCCCAGAGGCCUGGAACUUCCUGGGCAGCCAUAGGCGGGUUCCACGAGCCAACCACUGGGACCUGGAGCUGUUCACACCAGGGAACCUGGAACGGGAGUGUUACGAGGAGAAGUGUUCUUGGGAAGAGGCACGGGAGUACUUCGAGGACAAUACUCAGACAAAACAAUUCUGGGAGACCUACAUCUACAAUGGCAAAGGAGGGCGUGGACGAGUGGACGUAGCAGGCCUGGCUGUGGGGCUGACAUCUGGCAUCCUGCUCAUUGUCCUGGCCGGCCUGGGAGCUUUUUGGUAUCUCCACUGGCGACGGCGCCGAGGCCAGCAGCCCUGUCCCCAAGAGGCCGAGCUCAUCAGCUCUCUGAGUCCUCUGAGCGCUCCUGGCCCGCCGACGCCCCUGCCUCUACUCCCACCCCCAGGCCUCCCUACCUACGAGCAGGCUCUGGCUGCCUCUGGGGUGCACGACGCACCGCCGCCCCCCUACACCAGCCUCCGGAGGCCUCGCUGAAGAGCAGCUUCCGAGCCGGGGUCCCCGAACCGUGCCCCAGAUUCACACCGGAUUCCGGAAGCCCCCAGGCCUCAAACUGCGGAGCUGAGCUUGGGGGGUGGUGGGAGUAGGGGGUCCUCUGGCUCAAGGCCUCCCCUGGCACACGUGUUUCCGCCGCGUACGGAUACACGCAUGUCCCUGGAGAAAGUGUUCCCGCGUCCCGGCGCCUCGCGGGCCCCUAUGCUCUGCUGACCUUGGGGUACCCACCAGCCCCGCCCCCGGGGUAGGCGUGUCGUGGAAACUCGGACCCAGGCGCGCGGGCCGGGUGUGCGGACUUGCGUGUGUGAACAGGUUUGACACGACCAUCUCCGUCCAGGGCCACGCACACGCCGAGCCCCGCCCGUGCACACGCAUGUCUUCGUGCACUCCCCGUGCUCGUACAGGGGCGCUUCGCAACCCAGGGACAGGGUGGGUGGCAUGUUUGCAAGCGUGCUUGCUGGGGGCAGGCUCGCAUUGCACCCGGGGGACUGGAGUUCGGCUCUUCCCCUAAAUAAAAAUCCUUUGGAAAAGAAACCAAAGAAAGUGAAACAAUGCAAAAAAAUAAAAAUCAAAAAUCAAAUAAA